UUUUUUCCACCGAAGCACUCCGGAACAGAUUAAAUCUGCUUGCUUAGAGUGAGGAUUAAAUUCGUGUAUCCACAUCGGCAAUCUAAAAUGAAUCGAGUGGUCAUUUAUCAAAGGCCAGCUCAGCGUUGUAGUGGUCCAAGCUGCACUAAAUGUCUUCUAAUUUUUUUCACUAUCAUGUGUUUACUUAUUGGUUUCAUUUUGACCAUGGUGGGUCACCUUGCCGAACCAUUUUGGGGCCCAGAAGAUGAUUGGUGCGACUUUUGCCGCGAGGACAGACUGGAAACAGAACGAAAUUUAAAGAAUUGUCGAAUCGUCGGACCAAUAUUCCUUGCGAUCGGAGGCGUUUUGCUCGUCAUUUCGAUCUGUUAUUGCCAAGUCCAAAACAAAGCAAAUCAAGGGCAAGUUAUAACCGGACCGCCUUCUACUCAAACUGUCUCUACAAGUCAACCGGGUCCUGGAGCGGUAUCAACUUCUCAGUACCCUUCAGGCAACACUUUUGGACCUCAACAACCUUAUGGGCCGUCAUACGGAUAUCAACCGGGACCUUACCCGAACAACCCACCUCCGCCCACUGCGGGAACAUAUCCACAGUAUCCGACAGGACAAGUGUAUCCUCCUGUAACACAACACCCUUUCCCUCCUCAAACACAGCACCCUUACCCUCCUCAAAGUGGACAUGAUUACUCACCAUACCCUUCGACAGAUAUGCCUCCUCCACCGUCGUAUGAAAGUGCUACAGACCAAAGUGUUACAGACCAAAGUGUAACUCCAACUGCCCCUCCCAUGGAGAAAGUGGGUUAGAUAGCUCUGAGAGGGAGGAUGAAUCCAGAGACUUGGAGUAACACAUGUGAUGUGAUAAUAAUGCAAAGAUGGUCUGGGGGAAUUUCCCAGUUCUAUCUUUGUAGAGGCACAAUCUUUGAAACCAAAUCUAGUUUAGGAGGACACAUGGUAUUAUUAGCAUAUAAAAAGAUAUGGGUUUGAAAACUAAGUGAGCCAAACCAGAUUAGGCCAUUUUACAGUUGUGUACUUAGUUGCCCAGCCUUUGAUUUGAAGUGAGGCUGACGGUGACCUUGUUGUGAUAGAGACCAGUAACUAGUUAGCAUGAUAACAAAGUAAUUUGCAUUUGAAAAGCAGCAAGGUUUGUAUCAUAACAAGGUCAGCCUUAGCCUCACUCCUGUUCAAAGACCUGGCAAACAAGCACACAACUGUAAAAUGCACUAUUAAGCUAUGGUUAUUGCAAUUUUUGUUUGUUACUGCUUACAUGACUGCAUAUUUAUUCCAAGGUAAACAAUUUGUUAAUCAAGACUGGAGUAUUGAUUCAGAAUUUUUGAUGUUUUCAUUUAAAUGUAA
This is a messenger RNA of Pocillopora verrucosa, 1350 nucleotides long. RefSeq names its product cAMP-binding protein 1. Lineage: Eukaryota; Metazoa; Cnidaria; Anthozoa; Scleractinia; Pocilloporidae. The record is from RefSeq and is a predicted model, not a curated record.